AUGGUAUACAAUUCACUAACCGAGGCUCCUCGCAACCUCAAGGAGUGCUUUGAUUGGCUGGUGGCCCUCAACGGAUCUUCUAAAUUUAACACGCAGGCUUUAGGUUUUGCGGUUUACAAUUUUCUCGUAGACAAGCCUGUUGGUACGUUGCUUAUACCAUCUCUCGAGAAGGUUAAACGUCUUUCUAAAGAGUUCCUGGAGCAAAAGGAACUUAAGAAUCGCCCGUACGUAGAAGAACUGCUGAGUAAAUACAAGGAGCCUGUGAAUAAACAAUCUAGAUCCAUAAAGCACUUCUUGGGUGACUACGAAAGUGAUUAUAAGAACGUCGUAAAGCGCAGUGGUGUAAAACCAGACGACAUCGCAGAGAACGUAGCUCGUAUUGCGUCUAGUUCUAAGAUGUCCGUGAUGCUUAUUGGCACCCCUGACCAAUACGAGUCUGCUUACAGUUCAGAAGCAACGUGGGAUGCAUCGUGUUCGAAGGACCCAGAAGCUUGCGCAGUAAUCUUCGUGGGGAUUGCGCCAAUGUUGUACGCAGGCCUACAGUCUUUGUGGGAUGAGACCACCCCAAAGUUCUCUGGAAGUGAAACGCCUAUUGAGACAAACCGUAUGGGAAAGUUAAUGAAAGCGUUGGGUUUCACAGAACCGGAAUACCGCGGUGACACGAGUCGUUCACAUGUUCGCAGGGCGGUGCGCUUUAUGCAUCAAUAUGUAUUGGAAGACAUCUACGACCUCGCUGGUUUCUGGGCUUUCUAUUGA
Molecule: messenger RNA, 756 nt
Organism: Babesia ovata
Lineage: Eukaryota; Apicomplexa; Aconoidasida; Piroplasmida; Babesiidae
Exons: 1
Coding region: 1-756 (251 amino acids)
Source: RefSeq, a predicted model, not a curated record